Messenger RNA from Sphaeroforma arctica JP610, 543 nucleotides. RefSeq lists its product as hypothetical. The record is from RefSeq and is a predicted model, not a curated record. Lineage: Eukaryota; Ichthyosporea; Ichthyophonida. The transcript is spliced from 2 exons. Bases 43 to 504 code for a protein of 153 amino acids.
CCUGUGCAGAAACGGGUGCUCGACGCCUACGCCGACUUCGAGAUGUUGGUAGCCGCCAACUACUCGGACCCGGACGGACUAGGCCUGCCCAAUAUCGGGACAAUAACGGGAUACCUCAACGAGCAACCACGUGCACCCACCCCUACCAACAACCCCUCAACCGCACCUGCAGCCGCUACAGGAGCCGCACCGAUGCCAUCGAAUGUGCCAGCACCGAGCAUGAACAAUCUGCCACCUCCACCACAGACACAAGCUCAGCCGCCCAAUCAGAUACCAACAAGCGCACUCCCGCCUGUACUAGCACACACGCAUCCCAACCCUCCACCUUCCGUACAGCAGCAGCAGCAAGCCCAGGCGACGAUAGACCCAACGGGGGAUACACCCACACCAAUACCCACGCAGAGUACUGACCAAAGCGCAGGACAAGAUGGCACGCACAUGCACAAGCAACUGCAGGCGGAGAGCACACCGCAGAAGCCUCCGGGCGCAACGGUGGAUGUGUAAAUAAAUAAACAAAAAGGUUCAAUUGAGUGUGUUUGCGAG